Dryobates pubescens (Downy woodpecker) is the source of this 764-nucleotide messenger RNA. RefSeq names its product actin nucleation-promoting factor WAS-like. NCBI's taxonomy places the organism in Eukaryota, Metazoa, Chordata, Aves, Piciformes, Picidae. Bases 1 to 504 code for a protein of 167 amino acids. The transcript is spliced from 3 exons. The record is from RefSeq and is a predicted model, not a curated record.
AUGGCAGGGACAAUGGUCGGAGUAGGAGACCGGCUGGGGACAGGCUUUGGAGCAGGGGCAAGAACAGAGGGUAGGGCAGGCCAGAGAACCGCUGGGGUAGGGGCGGGGCGGAGGGGCCGGGUAGAGCCGGGGGCUGGGCAGAGCCGGGGGCCGGGCAGGACCGGGCGGGGCCGGGUAGGGCUGGGGGGGCCAGGCCGGGCGCACCCGCUCGGCUCCGCUGCCGACUCCCGGGGAGCAAGUCCCGCCGUGUCCCCCCCGGCCCCAAACUCCGCCGCUCCCCUCCUGGCAAGCCCUGCCUGCCCUUUCCCGGUCCCUCCCAGCUCCGCGCAGCCUGGCCCUCCGUCGCUCCGUCCGUCCGUCCGUCCGUCCGGGGGCAGGUUGCAGCUGACUGCCCAAACCCUCAGUGCUGCCUCCUCCACCUUCAGGGAUGCUGAGGACCCUCUGGACAUGCUGGAUGCUGCUGCCAUUUACCAGAAGAGGGAGGAAAAGUAUUGGAGUCAGUGACCAGAAGUUUGCACUGACUGGCAUGGAAAAAUUACCAAGGAUGCCUCUGCUUGCAACUGGUUUGCCCUUGUUCUUCCUCAUUCCCUGGGUUGCCUUUGGCCAUGGCAGCAGUUCUGAGAGGAUGCUUUUGUGGGUUCUUGAGUGGAAGUCCUGACUGGGCACCCUGGGGUGCUGAGAUGUUGUGCUGUCUUCCAGGUCCUCCACUACUGACCCCCAGCCCUCUGCCCCACGAGAUUCCUGACGUGCUCCUGUUGCCUCUC